AUGGAUAUUGAUUCCGAACCGUUAUCAUCAAUAGCCGGUAUGUCAAGUUUAGAUGAAGAUUUAAUGGAACGAUUACGUUCAAUAACAACUUGUAAUCGUGAAGAUUUAAUUGCACAAUUUCGUUCAACAACGAAUGCUAUGUUAACAGAUGAAGGUUGUGGAUUUUUUCUUGAAAUGAGUAAUUGGAAUUUAAAUGAAGCUAUACUCGCUUAUUAUGAUGCGGAAAUGCCAACAGAUAAAAUACCUCAAAUGAGAUUUAUUGCUGAUGUUACUGUUGGAGAAGGUGAAGCUAUUCCACCUAAUACACGAUUUAUUAAAACUUGGAGAGUUGAAAAUUCUGGUACUGAACGAUGGCCAAAUAAUUGUUCAUUACGUUUUGUAAAUGGUGAUCGUUUACAAGAUCGAGAUGAAAUCUAUGUUAGUUCAUUAGCACCUGGUGAACAAACAAAUAUUUCAGUUAAUAUAACAAGUCCAAAUGUAUCACGUAUUAUUAGAUCACAAUGGCGAUUAUUUACAUCAGCUGGUGUACCAUUUGGAGAUCCUAUUUGGUUAAUUGCCAGUGUUGAAGAAGGAGGUAUAAUGGGUAUUACACAACAACUUGAACAAUGUCAUUCUCUUGGUACGAACAUAAAUUAUCCCUCACAUAUGAAUAAUCCAACGGGUAUACAAUCAUCACAUAAUUUACUUUUUCAAUCAUCGUCUAUAAAUCCAUUGCAAUCUACUCGAUGUAAUUCAAAUCCAAAUAUGUCAAAUGGAACAGAAUGGAUGAGUUAUCCACUUGAAUAUUCUCGAACAAGUAAUAUCAAUCAUCCACCACCAUCAACAGAUUCAAUUAAUUGUUUAUCAUCAUGUAUAUCGAGUCCUGGAGAACAACAAGGAGGUGAUAGUGAGAUUGAUAAAAUAACGCCAUCAUCACCAAAAUCAGAUUCAAAUACAUUUAUUGGAAAAGAUAGACUUCUUGAACAAUUUAAACAACAAUUAAAACAAUUUGAAGAAUGGAAUCAACGACGAGAUUGGCUUGCAUUUCAUCAUCAUCAUUAUGAUUGGUGGAUGUUUCCUAUUGAUGAAAUCAGUAGUCGAGGUUCAACUUAUCAAUUACCCGAUGCUGUAAUAAAUGAUCUUAAAAAGAAUGAAGAAUUUAUUAAAGAUCUUCGUCAAGGUGUACGUCUAAUGGUUCGAAGUUGGGGUUGGGAUAUUGAUAAAGGUCAAUUAUUUGACAAAUUAGAUGAUAAACAAAAAUGGUCUUAUUGGCCUGUUCGAUUAUAUAAAGCGGGUAGAUGUAUGUGGCUAUUCGAUCAAACAGAUUAUUAUCAAUCAUUAAAAAAAUUAGCAUAUUAUGUUAAAGAAAACGAAAAAGAAAAACUUGAUUUUUUUUCACAUACAAAAAAUGGUAAAGCUGAUGUACUUCAACAAUGGAAGGAAAUGGAACAAACAAAGACUUUUUAA
This is a messenger RNA of Rotaria sp. Silwood1, 1446 nucleotides long. Lineage: Eukaryota; Metazoa; Rotifera; Eurotatoria; Philodinida; Philodinidae. The record is from the annotation of a GenBank genome assembly.